Hyposmocoma kahamanoa is the source of this 2175-nucleotide messenger RNA. It is a transcript of the gene ZnT77C, whose product is annotated as zinc transporter 1. Lineage: Eukaryota; Metazoa; Arthropoda; Insecta; Lepidoptera; Cosmopterigidae. The record is from RefSeq and is a predicted model, not a curated record. The transcript is spliced from 8 exons. The coding region runs from base 260 to 1348 and encodes 362 amino acids. Gene Ontology annotation, biological process: zinc ion transmembrane transport; detoxification of zinc ion; intracellular zinc ion homeostasis. Gene Ontology annotation, molecular function: zinc ion transmembrane transporter activity. Gene Ontology annotation, cellular component: membrane.
CAGUCAGUGCCGCGAUCGACGCCGGCGCAUCAGCUCACUCGGAUACACGCCGCUCUAAACUCUGAAAACGGAGUGUCGUGACUUGUUUUGAAAUUAUAAACAAUAUAUACAAGUGCUAUGAGCCUGAACCACGAUUGCCGGCGAGUGUUUUGUAAACUCUUGUGUUGUGACAAGGAUUGCUUUUACUUUAACUUGUGCGAAUAGAGACAAAACGAGUAGCUCCCUUCAAUUCGGUGUUGAGUGAAAAGCAGCAUCAGAGAUGGCAAUGAAGGAAUGGCUACAAUGGCUGCCGCCGCCGCGGUCGCUACUGGCUCUGUUACUGGCAGCGGCAGGAUUCAGUGGACGAUUAUUCGCAUCCCACGUCACUCACUCACCAACACUUCUGGUGGACACGUGUCACUCGCUCUGCAGGCUUGUGGGACUCAUUACUACCGUUCUCGCUUAUAAGUACGAACGAGCUGACGAAAACACAGGUCGAGAAGGCAGACUUCGGAACACAUUCGGCUGGGCCCGAAUAGAAGUCGUGGGCCGAUUAUGCGUCCAUGUACUAUUCGCCUCUUUCACGUUGGCGCUGGUAGUAAAUGCUCUGCAGCUAGGAGUCCAUUCUUCGCAUGGCCAACCCCCAAGAUACCCUCGCGUCAUCGUUGGCAGUGCCGUGAUUGGUCUACUACUGCACGCCCUUAACUAUAUGCUGCUUGCCGGUCGCGAGCUUAGUUAUAGUCGUCGGCUGAGUAUGACAGAAGGAGGUGGAGUUAUCCUCAAGACUGGAGCAGGAGAACCAAUACUCGCACACGCUCCUACCGAUAUUGCCAGUAGUCUGUUCGUGAUGGGUGCUGGACUAACAUCUGAGUGGGAGCCAGUGGCCGCGCGGAUCGCCGAUCCUGCACUCUCCGCUUGUGCCGCCAUAGUGCUCGUCAUAUUUAACUAUCCCUUCAUGCGUUCGGCGGGAUUGAUUCUCCUGCAGACGGUGCCCGAAGGGCUGGGCGCAUGCCAAUUGCGCGCAGCAGCGCUCAAAGUACCUGGUGUGCUCGCUAUUCACGAACUACACGUAUGGCAGCUACAUCGUGACAGGGUCGUUGCCACUGCGCACAUUGCUUACAGUUCCCAUGAGGACUACAUGCGCAGCUCAGCUCUCGUAUGCGAGUUGUUCAAACGUCACGGGAUCGGACUCGUGACUCUACAGCCUGAGUUCGCUCUGGCCUCAGCGGUAGGAAAGACGGAUAAUGAAGAAGAGAAAAAGUCAUUACUAGACUUCGCCAAUUUGGCAUGCUCGUGUCCCUGCGCGAAGGAAUGUAACGCACCUAGGUGUUGUGAGCCCCCAGGAAAGCCGCCAGUCACGCGCGUCUAGCCCUACCAAAGUGUUCUUGCAAGAACUUUUCAUACCGAGUUAAAAAUAAGUGGAAUUGCACUUUUUCCAUAAAGGAAAAUCGUGUUUUUGACAUGCGUUUGAAUAAGUCUUACCCUAGUUUUAUGACAGAAACUGAUUAUUAGGUGGACGCUCUUUGAGAAUGUUUUUUGGGAUUGUACCCUACACAGUAUAUACUAAUUAGUAGUUGUGGCAGCGAUGUAAGCAAAGAAGUUCCAUUCGAACGUAGAGGCAAACGAGCGGGUUUCUAAGUUAGUAAUGAUAGCCCACCGCGCCGCUCCCGCGCCGGUGAAAGUGUUGGCACGUAAUGAAUAAAACCAGUGUCGCGCUUCGCGCUGCGAUGCGUCAUUAUGUCACUUUAUACUGCAUCUUCAAUAACGAUCUUGGUUGUGAGUUAUAGCGAAAAGAGUGAUCUCAUCCAGCCGUUGACAGAUAAUGGACUUAUUGUCACUCAGGCACACAAUACAAGUUGGAUUAAACUUGAAUCACCCAUUGUAACAACUAUACUAAAGCUACAGAUGAGAUGAUAUCCCAAAACAAGGAGCAAUGCUCAACGUAAACUAAAUAUAAGAUAUAAUUGGUUAAGUUUUCUUGUACAUACGUAACUAAGCUUCCCUUGAAUAACUUUGAACGUGUACAAAAACAGUGAUUUGAAAAAUAUGAAAUGACGAAAACGAUAUAAAAAAAGUUUAACGUUAAUGUUAGUAAACUAUUUAUUAUUAUGUAUUAGGUACAUAUGACAGAGAUUGAUUGAUGAGUCAAAAUAUUUAAUAACAGAUGAAUUUGGUGAACGAUACGAUACAUAAUUU